Messenger RNA from Gigantopelta aegis, 5631 nucleotides. Its product is annotated as rab11 family-interacting protein 3-like. Gene Ontology annotation, cellular component: cleavage furrow; recycling endosome membrane; endocytic vesicle. The transcript is spliced from 15 exons. The record is from RefSeq and is a predicted model, not a curated record. Bases 198 to 1442 code for a protein of 414 amino acids. Gene Ontology annotation, molecular function: calcium ion binding. NCBI's taxonomy places the organism in Eukaryota, Metazoa, Mollusca, Gastropoda, Neomphalida, Peltospiridae. Gene Ontology annotation, biological process: regulation of cytokinesis; endocytic recycling.
AGGCAUGAAAAAUGUAUUGUAAUUAAUAAUUAUUCAGUUAUAAGUUAAAACAAAAAAAGAACUCCAUUUCAUCGGAUAAAAAGGACACGAACUAUUUCUGCAUUCGUUAUUACUUCCGGGUCGCGCACCUGGUCGUUGUUAGGUCGAUAACGGUUAAUCAGCUUGUGGAGUAGGUGGGGUAUUCCGAUGUCGUUUAGAUGACUUCUAUGGACGAGAACCACGACUUGAUUGAACGUCUGAGAAACAUCUUUAGUUUGUGUGACGACGACGACGACGGCUUUAUAUCGGCCGACCACUUCAGGGAACUUGCCGGGGAACAUUUCGGUGCCGCCGGCUCACAGGAAAUUACAGGGAUAAUUAAUCUGCUUGACCCUGAAGGAAUAGGACUAAUUAGUUUCGAUAAUUUCUGUGAUGGGAUUAAACAGAUUCUAGAAAUCCAGAGUCAAGUUCAGAUCCAUGAUUCAUCAUUUAAGAAGGAUAUCGAAGACAUUUCGUAUAUUCAGACCGUGAAUGGUGACAGCUCAAAUGGUGACAGUCAUCUGACGUACUCUGAGUAUGACCUGCCUAGCGGGGAAGACAUCAGUGACAAGGGUGCACUCACAAACGGGGACAUCUCUUCCAUAGGGCAGAUCCAACAUGGCUUCCUUCACCCUCAGAACUCAGAGGAUGAGGCAGACAGUGCUAUCAGUGGCAAGUCUUCAGAAAUAAGUCGACAGGAAGUGACUGACGAAGAGAAUUAUGAGGAUUUUGGUGAAAUAGAAUCAGAAGCUGAUAUCUCCGACCAAGGUCACCUCACCCCUGUAACGUUAAGAAAGCGAGAUCAGCUGGGGAGACCUCAGAAACGAACGUGUCAGCUACAGCGUGGAGCCAGAGAUUCUCCAAACAGCACACGCAGAAGCAGUUUUGGUUCUGACGGACUUUACGACCAUAUUGAUGAAAACUUUGAUGACCUCAAUGGAAGGGUGAAGUAUCUGGAGAGUCAGCUGACGAAACUGUGUGAACACCAGAUGAAGACCGACACCAAACACACAAACCUGAAAAAAGAAAACGGCCACUUGACAGAAAAAGUGCAUUAUAUGGAAGAACAGUUACGCUUUAUGGAGAUGAAGUCUGAAGAACUGGUGAAAGAGGAACGCAGGAAACUCCAAGACACUGUGGCUGCUCAAAUUCGAUCUAAGACGGAACACAUAGACUAUAUUACUCAAAGAUUGCAAAAGUUAGAAGUAGAAAAUGAACAACUUAAAGAAGAAGGUCCAAGAUUAAGGGAGGAAAUUAACAGACUACGUUCUGAGAAGCAGCAGCGUGAGGAGUUGUACGACAGUCUCACCGAGGACUACAGGAAGUUAGAGGCCGAGUACCAGCUCCAGCAGUCUGUCUUCAAGAAGGAGAGAGAAUCCACUGACAAGCUGUUGGACGAGUUAGGGCCGAGCUGCAUGAACUGAGACGUCUGAAGAUCGAGUCGGACAACCACACCCACGGCAGCGUCACCAGCUAUGGAACUCACUACAGUGACCUCGAGAUGGAGAUCCUCCGCUUGAAAGAGGAAAACCGUAACCUGCAUGAGUCGAAUGAGGAACUGAAUGCACAGUUGUUGAUGAGGUGUAUGGAAGAAGGGAGAUCACUCCUUCGAGAAACCCACGAGCUUUCAUUAGCCGAAGAGCUGGAACAUUUAACGAAAGAAGAGUUGCUUGAGAGACUGAAGAAGGAACAAGACUGUAACUUAAGACUUAAACAAUAUGUGGAUAAAAUACUUUUAACAAUCAUUGACAAAAACCCAUCGUUGUUGGAGAUAACCAACAAAUGAAUUAUCCUGAACAAGUUGGUUUUUCCAUGUGACUGAUCUUGAUGAAAACACUGGAGGGCAGCAUCUUGUAUAGUGGACAUCCUGUAUAGUGGACAUCUUGUACAGUGGACAUCUUGUAUAGUGGACAUUGUGAUCAAAGUGAUCAGACUUUCACAGACAUAUUGCAAGAUGUUUGCACUGCAUGCUGCGUGGUUGAUAUACAAAAUAACGCUGCCAUAAACAAACCUGGUGAAGUGGUUGAAGAAAGUGAUAAAGUUGAUGAGGAAGUAAUACGGUUGAUAGGGCAAUCACUGAUGGAUUGUGUAUGAGGACAUAACACAGUUCAAGAGGAAGUUAUCAUUGUUGGUUUCGGGAACCGACAUUGUCAAUGAAUGUCCAAUAUUUUAUACAACAGAGAGCGUAUUCUGUGAUGCUGAGAGACUCAGCAACCUAAGAAAGACACACUAUAUAUUUUGUGUGGAUGAUAUUAACAAAUUGCUGCACUUUUCACUGGGAUAUGAUGACACGUUACAGGCAUUAACUUGUUACUGGUUGUGUCUACUCCGGAGACUUUGUGUAUGUUGUGUUUCUCAAAGAUUUAGCUAAUUUAUUUUUGUCAUUUUAACAUAAUCAACAACAGAUGGAAGCCAACGGUGUAUAUAUAUAUAGUUAAAGCAGAAUCUGAUGGAUCAUGCUUCAGAUAGUCCAGAUCUGAUUGCUUCGAAGGAUCAUCUCCACACCAAACAGGAUAGCUUGUUUUUAUUAGCAGGGAAUCACAUUCAGUGCUGCCACAUAGUAGACUGCAAUGGUGGGUCAGCUUUAUGUUUUUAGUCCAAAGCUGAUUGCCUCAAAGGAUCACCUCCAUACCAAAUAGGCUAGCUUGUGUUUAUCAGCAGGGCAAUACCCUCAAUGCUGCAUACAGUGUCCUGGUGUAUGUGCUCGUGUCAAAUAAAAAUUCAAACAUGUCUGUCCGGGGUACAAAGUCUGACAUAGCAAAAGUGUCUGAGCCAGACUGGGAGCAUUUUAUUUGAAUUUGAUUGUCAUACUUGUAUCAAAGUAAGAUUGAAGCACGCUGUCCUGGGCACACAUCUUAGCUAUCUGGGUUGCCUGUCAAGGACAGUGGAGUAAAUAGUCAGUUGAUAGUGAGAGACAAGUGCUCUGUCCAGGAUAGUGGGUUAAUGGUUAGCUGAUAGUGAGAGACAAAUCAUUCUGUCCAGGAUAGUGGAUUAAUGGUUAGCUGAUAGUGAGAGACAAGUCGUUCUGUCCAGGAUAGUGGGUUAAUGGUUAGCUGAUAGUGAGAGGCAAGUCGUUCUGUCCAGGAUAGUGGGUUAAUGGUUAGCUGAUAGUGAGAGACAAGUCGUUCUGUCCAGGAUAGUGGGUUAAUGGUUAGCUGAUAGUGAGGGACAAAUCAUUCUGUCCUGAAACCUGUUCCAAAAAGUGAUCAUAACACUACAACAGUCAAAAGCAGCUACUUGAUAGUGAUAUUGCGUUGCAAUCGCUUAGUGGAACGGAACACAGAAUAGUAGGUUAAUGGUUACAGGUUAGUGAAGGUGAAGUUGGUGUAAUGGCCUUUUGAGUUGUUAAAGCUCACAAUGGAUGGAGCCAAUACUGGGAUUUGAACCAAAUGCCAACCAACCUUUAGGCCAAGGAGUUAACCACUGAACCACCUAGGCUGGUUUGAACAUGGUCCAUAGCAGCAUGAUUGUCUAAGAAAGACAUCGCUCCUCAUUUUGAUGAUAUUUAUCUGGUUGUGAGGGAUCCACCAUACAGACUGAUUUGUCCAGCACUAAGCAGCUGUUUAAAGCUGUUGUUGACAGUAGAUGGUUUGAGAAUGUACCCAUAUAUGCUGCAUAAAGCUUCCCUGAGAAAAAUCACUGGCUUUUUACACAUAACUAGUCUUGUCAUCAAAAUAGAGCUGUUAUUAGUAUUUAUUAAUAUUGUGUUUAAUUCUAGAGAUGUUUGUACUGAUAAUGAUUUGUUGUAAGAAGCCAUUCAGAAGUUAUGUAACACCUACAGACAUAUGGAAUAACACUUUACUUGGGUGAUGGAAUCAAUCUGCAUUGAAAUUUGUAAGGGCAAUUCUGUCUUUGCCUUGAAAAUAUACAAUUUCCAUUUCCAACCCUGUAGAAAAGCUGUAAGAGUAUUUUUGUACAUGUAUUAUUGCCUUUAGGAUCAAGUAGAAUUACGGUUGCCAAGUUUUUAACAUACAUAAUAUUAUUAAUAUGGUGCAUAGACAUCAGAAGAUGCCUUCAUCGGGAAAGGUCAGUACUUUAUUAAUUUGCUUGCUUGUGGUGUGGAGGGUUUGGGAGUUGAGAAGUGUAUUAUUAUCAGUUGUACAGUCUGGUAUUACGCGUGGCUGGGUGUACAAAAAACAAUUAGAAUAAAGGCUGUUAUAUGAUUUUUGAAUGGAGACUAUCUAAGUUGAUGACCGAUCUGUGAUUUGUACCAGGUUGAUCUCAGUGUGUAGGUGAAACAUGGUGUUACUAAGCCAACUGUGAUACAUCCCUGUAUUGCACUGUUAUGAUAUACAAGGCUAUAUUAGUGCAUUGAUAUAAUGAUAUACAAGGCUAUAUUAGUGCAUUGGUAUGAUGAUAUACAAGGCUAUAUUAGUGCAUUGGUAUGAUGAUAUACAAGGCUAUAUUAGUGCAUUGGUAUGAUGAUAUACAAGGCUAUAUUAGUGCAUUGGUAUGAUGAUAUACAUGGCUAUAUCAAUACAUUAGUAUGAUGAUAUACAAGGCUAUAUCAGUACAUUGAUAACAUGAUAUACAAGGCUAUGGUAAUAUGUGUGAUUUUUAUGAAAUAAAAGAGGAUAUUAUCAUGUAAGUUAAUUCUACACUGACCAGUAGAUUUGUGAAUACUCUGAUGUACCAGUAUGUCAGUGUACUGGUGUGUAUAUUUCUUGUUCCAAUUCUCUUUUUAAAAACAAACUGAUCUUUAAUUACCCUGCUAAGUUAAGUAGAGCCAUCUACAUUGAUGGGAGUUAUGUUAAAUAAAUGAUAGAUUAUAAAUAACAGUACAUGUAUUUCGUAGAUAAUGUCAUUUAAAGAUUAUUUUAUUUUUAAUGUCAAGUUUAUAUCCAGUGACAACUACUGUACAUAAGAGAAAGAUGUUUUAUCCAUCCAUUACUCUCACCGUAAAUAAAAUGUGUUGAGUGUGUAAAGUGAGUCCCAUUAUAAUGUGGUGCAUUGUAGUUGCAUUUAGUUGCUAAAGCACACAGUUUAAUCUGUCACUAUAAAGGUAAAUUUACAAAUGCAAAUUAAUGUUAAAUUUGACAAGUGGUCUGUUUAAUGAGCCUUUAUUCUGUAAUACUAUGUUUAGCUAGUUGAAUUUGACUGAACAUUUUGAAAAUGAAAAUUUCCGUAUUAUUGCUAAAAUGUUCCAGCUCAAACCUUGUAAUACAUUUAAUACAUUUAAUGUGUGGAUUUAUGUAAGUAAAGUGUUACAAUGGCACCAAAAUAUGUAUAGUCCCUUCAAUUUUGUUGAUGCAGGAAUUAAAUUUAAAAAACUACAAAAAAACAUUUCAGUGUUGGUUGCAAUUGAAGCAAGCAUGGAUGGGAUAAUAUGGAGAUGAACAUUUUAGAUGCAAUUAAAUAAGAAAUUAAAACAUUUUAGACCAGUUGAUACCUGGCUAUUUAGUAUUUUAUUGUGGGUGUGUCUUUCUUUCAUAAAAUGAUGUUUGUGAAUAGUGCUUGUGUUGAUAUGUAGUGUGAAUCUGUUAGAAAUAUACCAAAUCAUUUAUGUGUUUGCUUGUAAUUUAUGAGUUUGAUCAUAUUAUACUUAUGUUAGUACAGAACUCACAAAUAUCAGUCAAGUGACAGGGUUGUUAAAUAAUAAACAAUAUAUAUUAA